GGCAGAUUUCCUAGCGGAUUUGUGCGCUACUCUGCCAUACCUGUAGGUAAGUUUAAUACAAUAUUAUCCCCGUCCUGCCGAGGAUGCAACUCAAAAUAUUUACUACAUUUCAAGAAGAUAUCCCGUGUGUGAAGUUAAAGGAAUUUUGGAGAUUCCUCCCUGACGUUUUGUUCUGGGGGGGAGACGGCGCGGCGCAUGCGCAGGACUGCAGCUCCCCAGCCAAAGCAGAGCUUCUGUGGAGGUUUGGAUCGGUAGAUGAAUGGAAAGCGCUGAGAUGUCGUUAGACCCAGAUUAAAAUGAGACAGCUACGCCAGAGGCGGUGGAGGGACUGGCCAUCCGCGUGUGCCACACGCUCCGGCGAAGGGAACCACAGCGGCAAUGCUAAAUAAAAAUAACUGCAAUUAAAAUAAUAUAAGAUCGGUGUCCGUCUACUAUUCAUAUACAAAGAAAUAAACAUGUCUACUGGGCUGAACCAGCAGGACAAUGGGAUAAGCCUUUCCGAUGCCGUAGGGUCCUUCAAGAGCAGGAAGAGGAAGUCCAUCGUGGUGACGGUGUCUCUGCUCAUAGUGUCGCUGCUCGUCCUCACCAUUGGUGUGGCCGCCACGACUCGGACGCACAACGUGACCGUCGGGGGCUACUACCCUGGCGCCAUCCUGGGCUUUGGCUCCUUCCUUGGGAUCAUAGGAGCUCACCUGAUUGAAAAUAAGAGGCAGAUGUUAGUGGCCUCCAUCGUAUUUAUCAGCUUUGGUGUGGUGGCAGCACUGUGCUGCGCUGUGGUGGAUGGCGUGUUUGCAGCCAGACACAUCGACCUGAGACCUCUGUAUGCAGGAAGAUGCAAGUACCACUCCAGCGUGAUGUCAAACGACCUGGAAGUGCACUGUCACGCAUCCUCUCAACACUCCUGCAACCUGCGUGUGAAGAGCAAUACCUGCUACUGCUGUGAACUAUACACGUGUGGCAGCCGUGUGGAGCUGACAGGCGGCUAUCAUGAAUACACAGAGGUGCGUAGCUGCCAGGACGUGGUGCAGCUGUACCACCUGCUCUGGUUCGCCACCAUCCUCAACGUGGUGGCCCUCCUUCUGGGCAUCGUGACGGCCGCGGUGCUCGGAGGCUUCAAGGACAUGACACCCACUGGCACCACUGACAUCUGUGAGCGAGGCCCACCCCCUGCCCUGGCACCAGCCCCCCCCCUGCCUGAGGUGCCGGGCCCGUCUCACACCCCUGGCUCUUGCUACAACAGCGCCCCCUGUCUGCCACCCUACACCGCAUAUGACCUACAGGGCUCCUCCAUGUUCCCCGACUCCUCUGGUCUGUCCGACGACUCCCAGUCUGGCGCCAGCUACCUGUGGCCCAGCCAGAUCCCUCCACGCUAUUCGCCACCAUACUACCCCCCCGAUGAGAAACCUCCACCCUACAGUCCCUGAAAAGAAGUGGGACUUUGCACUACCACCCUCCCCUGUCGCUGGAGAGCCACUUACAUUUGUCGACAUAUUAAAAGAGAAACCUUGUGGGCAACGCUUCCUCGUAUCCGGGCAACAGCCCGCAGCCAAUAGGAACUGCACUGGGAGCCAUGUGAUCAGAGUGGGCCUCCCACGGAGGAAGCUGGGACACUGUCUGGGUGAUGUUUUCACAGCAAAGGCAAAAUGUUUUAAAGCUGCAUUCAGGCCAUACAAAACACAAACAGCAACCUCUGGCUGGUGACCGACCGAAUUGCGUGGCUGAAUUUGACAUCUUCCAGCCUCUUGAAAUCUUAUUUCCACACAAUCCAUGGACCAACAGAGGGGAUCCUUUAAGGUCAUUCUACCCCUUCCUUUUUACCUUCCUUUGCAUACAAGCGAUUCUUGACCUGAAGGGCAUCCUUGGUGCCACAUCGUAUCGCCUCCAAAAAGACCGAUGUCACAAGCCAUCGACAUUAUCUCAUCAUUACUCACCUAAUCCACCACUGUAGCUUCCUAGAUGUUAGGACAUUUAUUUGAUGAACUGCACUGCUGAGUUUCAGUGGCAAAUCGAAAUAAGAAUGCAUUUGCAAAGAUUUAAAAAAGGCAACACUUUUUAGGAAAAAAAAAAUACAUUUUAGGUAAGAGAUCACCUGGCAUGUAUAAUUCUUGAUUAAUAAACUGUGAUAUGUUAAUGA
Molecule: messenger RNA, 2134 nt
Organism: Brienomyrus brachyistius
Lineage: Eukaryota; Metazoa; Chordata; Actinopteri; Osteoglossiformes; Mormyridae
Product: transmembrane protein 255A-like
Exons: 9
Coding region: 456-1424 (322 amino acids)
Source: RefSeq, a predicted model, not a curated record